Molecule: messenger RNA, 2145 nt
Organism: Solea senegalensis (Senegalese sole)
Lineage: Eukaryota; Metazoa; Chordata; Actinopteri; Pleuronectiformes; Soleidae
Product: collagen alpha-2(XI) chain-like
Exons: 22
Source: RefSeq, a predicted model, not a curated record
UUGACAGCGUCAUUUCUUCACCUGACGCAUAAUAAAAGAAAACGGUUCUAAACGCGUUCAUUGUGACGUCUUUCCGCUGUUGUAGCAGAAGUUUGUUGACCUCUGUAAGGAAUUAUGUUCUUAAUGCGCACAGUUCAGUUACUGAUGUUGUAUUUACUUGAAUGUGACGUGGUCGUGACAGUUUUACGUGAAGACACGUGGGAUUUCCUUCGCUCAGAGGACGUGGAUUUGUUGCAUCACUUCUCCCAGAGGGUGAACGUGUCCGUGUCGAUGGACGGUCUGCGGUGUCCGACUCUCCACGUGGGCCGUUACGGUAGUGUGACGGUGUCCACAGAACAGGUGUUUGGACAAAGGUUUUCAGAAGAGUUCAGCCUGCUGAUGGAGCUCCGCAGCUCUCAGAUGGAGGAGAGCAGCGUAGUUUCCCUGUUAAACUCCCAGCAUCACGUGCACCUGCAGCUCCGCCUCGGCCUGUUCUCGCUCACCUUCAUCUCCACACAGCACAGAGAAUAUGAGUUCACCGUGGGGUCUCUGCGGGACGGUCGGUGGCACCGGGUGUCACUGAGUGUCUCCCCUCUUUGGCUGGAGGUGUAUGUGGACUGUUCUCUGGUGGAGAGGGUGAACUGGGCGUACCCCUGGCAGCGCAUCGCCACGGAUGGCGUCCUGAUGGUGGGAGGCAGCCUGGAGGGAUACGAGACACCCUUUGAAGGCGCUGUGAGACAAAUGACUUUUGUAAUGGGGGAUCCAGACGCUGCCAGGGACCAAUGCACUCUUCGUCAGCCCACCUGCAACGUAGUAACCUCCAGUGCAUUCUGGAAUCCCGUGUCCGAGGGAAACUCUGCACACUCGACUGAUCCUGACCAGAGACCUGUCAUUGUCCUUGUUGAUGAACCUCACACUGUGUUAGCGGUUAGGAGCGAGGACAGAGGAGCUGAUGCCACUGAAUCCUCUCCAUUCAUCCCGUCGUCAAAUGAAAGGACCGUCGACUUCAUCUCUCCUGAUUCACAACAAAAUGUUACGUCAGCGAUCUACAAGAAUGUGACGCCAUCAGUGCAACCAAAGGGAAACUGGGAGACAAACAGACUGCAGCCUCAUUUAAAAGUCAGCGAGGUUGGUCAACAUUCAAGUACGCCGCAGUCUGGGGACGUAAUCUACGGAUCUGACCAGAGAAUCUACAGGAACCACAGAGGUGCUGCUGGCUCUGUUGGACCACAGGGAAGAAGAGGAUGUCCAGGCAGAGAAGGGUUUCUUGGAUUUAAAGGUGACAAGGGAUCUCGAGGUGUUUCAGGCAUGGAUGGACGUAGAGGAGAUCCAGGGCCUCCAGGUCCUCCGGGACUUCCCACGCUUUAUUUAUGGCGGAACUCUGAGGACGACUGGGUCGCUUUCAGGAGAUCGACCUUCUUUCACAUGCUCAGAGCUGGCUGGCCGGUGCAGCCCGGUCCACCUGGACCCAUGGGAGAGAUGGGAACGCCUGGUCUUCCAGGGAUUCCUGGAGACCCAGGGACCAGAGGAGCUUCAGGACACACAGGAACCAUGGGUGAAGCCGGUCCAAAGGGCGUCCCCGGCAAGAGGGGGAGUUGGGGCAGGAAUGGCAGUCAGGGGUCGGAUGGGAUGUUUGGGCCACGGGGGCAACCAGGGCUCCAGGGACCCAUGGGCUUUAAAGGAGAAGAUGGUUUGCAAGGGGAGAAAGGUGAUGAGGGUUUCACUGGUGAGCCUGGACCACGUGGAGACAGUGGAGAGACUGGGAUAAAGGGAUCUAAAGGGGAACCAGGAGACGAUGGACCCACUGGACCACCUGGUCCUUCAGGUAACAGGGGUACUCAGGGGCUGCCUGGACCUCCAGGACCACAGGGAGACUCUGGAGAUGAUGGAGUGAAGGGUCCUCCAGGGCUGGUGGGGGCUCCAGGGGCCACGGGCGAUAUAGGACCACCUGGACUCAAUGGGUCUGAGGGGGAUCCAGGUCCAACUGGUCCACGAGGUCGUACAGGCCCUCGAGGGCCAUCAGGAUUAAGAGGAGAGACGGGCUCACCUGGACCUGCAGGAACUCAGGGUCAACCAGGCGAUGAUGGUCCCACUGGUCCAAAAGGGGAAGUUGGGGAACUGGGACCUGUGGGAAACAAAGGGCUUCCUGGUAUUGAAGGGCCUAUG